Molecule: messenger RNA, 437 nt
Organism: Serinus canaria (Common canary)
Lineage: Eukaryota; Metazoa; Chordata; Aves; Passeriformes; Fringillidae
Gene: RPS28
Product: ribosomal protein S28
Exons: 3
Coding region: 100-309 (69 amino acids)
Biological process (GO): maturation of SSU-rRNA; translation; ribosomal small subunit assembly
Cellular component (GO): cytosolic small ribosomal subunit; ribosome
Molecular function (GO): structural constituent of ribosome
Source: RefSeq, a predicted model, not a curated record
CGCCGGGAGUCCGCGCGCGGAACGCUGGGUCUCGCGAGACUUUGAGCUAUAUAAAGGGACGCGGGCUGUUACAGCCCCUUUCCGCGCCCUGGAGCCGCCAUGGACACCAGUCGCGUGCAGCCCAUCAAGCUGGCCAGGGUCACCAAGGUGCUGGGCCGGACCGGCUCUCAGGGGCAGUGCACUCAGGUGCGUGUGGAGUUCAUGGACGACACGAGCCGCUCCAUCAUCCGCAACGUGAAGGGGCCGGUGCGCGAGGGCGACGUUCUCACCCUGCUGGAGUCGGAGCGCGAGGCCCGGCGGCUGCGCUGAGCUGGACCCGGCCCCCCUGCUGCCGAUCGUCCGUCGGGGAUGGAGCCUGGCGCAGCUCGUUCGGCCUUGGGGCGAGCGUGGGGAGGAGCGUGACGGCCGGGUCACUGCAAUAAAGGGUUUUUCCAGUA